CGACGCCCCGCCCGGGCUCGGCCCCGCCAGCGCCAUGAAGAGCCCGGCCGAGGAGGCCGCCGCGCCUCCCUCAGGUGGGUGUUCCGGGCUGGGGGCGUCCUCUUGCGCGGCCGGGAGAGAAGCGGCCGAGCUCCGUGGCCCCCUGCCCUUGCCCGCCCUUGCCGACGCGGCGGCCGAGGGCGCCGGGGACGCGGUGCAGCUGAAGGUGCCGGCGCUGCAGCAGCUCUACCACUGGGACUGCGGGCUGGCCUGCUCCAGGAUGGCGCUGCGGUACCUGGACCUGCUGAACGACGACGACUUCCAGAGAGCAGUCCGGGACCUCCAGCUGACCAAAAGUAUCUGGACAAUUGACUUGGCGUACCUGAUGCGUCACUUUGGGGUGAAGCAUCUGUUCUGCACCCAGACGCUGGGCGUGGACAAGGGCUACAAAAACCAGUCUUUUUAUAGAAAACACUUUGACACAGAGGAGAACCGUGUAAACCAACUAUUUGCCCAAGCAAAAGCCUGCAAGGUGCUGGUGGAAAAACGCACCGUGACCAUCGGGGACAUCCAGGAACAUCUCGCGCAGGGCCACAUCGCCAUCGUGCUGGUCAACGCUGUCUUGCUGCUGUGCGACCUCUGCUCCAGCUCGGUCAAGUACUGCUGCUUUCUGCCCAUCGGCCAGAAGUGCUUCUGCCGCAGCCCCGACUACCAGGGCCACUUCAUCGUCUUGUGUGGCUACAACAGAGCUUUGGAGUGCGUUUAUUACAACAACCCUGCCUAUGCAGACCGAACAUGCAGCACCAGCAUCCAUAACUUUGAGGAAGCCAGGACCAGUUACGGCACAGACCAGGACAUCCUGUUCAUCUACCAAAACAGCUGACCCUCCGGCUGGGGCUCCCAAUCACCGCCAUGGCGGCAGCCAUCUCAGGACUCGGAGGCCUCCCCUCCUGGACUACACCGGGUUGGAAGCAGCGGAGGCGUUGGGCUCGAGGGGGGAGAAUGUAUUUUAUGCCACCUUGAAGCAGAAUGUCCAUUGCAGUCACCAUGCAUAACAAAGUGCGUUUUCCAGCUGGGGUCUGUCUGAGGACCCCAGGUGAUUUUGCUGGGGGGGGCAGGGGUGUCCCAAUUCUGACCCCAGGCUAAAACCUGGCCAGUCCCCCUCCCUAAAGAAGACUGAACUCUGAAACACGACGACUGCGCUCUGUCCUGAUGCUGUCACCAGAUCCAGCCCAUAGCCUGCACCCCUCCCUCCGCCCUCCCUCCCUCUGAGCCGUCAGUCCGGCUCUCUUGAUCUGCUCUGGCCGGGCUUUCACCCGCUUCACAGCCAGGCUGCUGCUGCGGCUGCCCUAGGAAGAAGCGAAUCCGUACUUUACUUUUGCACCCCCGGAGCUUUGAGGUGCAGGAAUGAAACUCAGCGGGCCCCGAAGAGCGGCUGCUCCUUCCUAGCUAUCCUUCACCCAGUUUUUUUUUAAUCUGCUGAUAAAAAUCAAGCCAAUCAAUUGAGCCACAGGAGGAGGAGGAGGCAGAAAGGAAAGAGAGGCAUCAACAAAGUCUAACCAAGCAGAGUUCAAAGCGGGACAUGCCCAGAAGCAACGCCAACACCCCCCCCCCCAGUCACCGCAGCCAGUGACUCCCACCUUCGGGGGGCUUUUUCAGGGGAGACAGAGGUUUGGCCGUGUUGGCAGAAGACGGGCGUCUUUUUGGAAAAGGUUUUCUCAGAGGACUGAAAUCCUUCCUUUCGGGUUUUUGGAUUGGGUGAAUCAGCACUUUUUGUCAAUCGAUCGUUUUGAAUAACGUCCGUUGAAUUGGUGAUUCGAUUGCUCGUGGGAGGCUGCUACCACGGAUUCUGCUUAAUCCCGCCUUUAAAAAAGGGCAUUUCAGAGACCGCAGCUGCGUCCCCGUCCUGGUUCAUCAGCGUUUCCCUCCUGAGGCUCACCCGAGGCUCACCUUUGCGGGGUGCAGCCAGCUCUUCCUCCCAACGCAGCCAGGAGAAGACUGCCCUCGGAGCACCAUCGACCCGAAGGGGCCGCACUUGGAGCCGGCCUUAACGCCUGCCCCCCUGAGCGAAGCUGUGCGCCUGCGUCCCGCCCUUUGCCCCAAAUUAGCUGCCCAGGGAACGGCCACUCCGGACCCCGAGCUUGCUCUGCCAGUGUUAAAGCGGCCGUCCCAGUGUGAUCCGUUUCGGCCCCACGAAGGGCCAAAAUGCGUUCAGGAGAAAGGGGGGUGGGGAGAGCUCCUACUGCCGGGCAGGGAACUUGCCUUGGGCUGGAAAUCCGGCUCCUUGGCAUCACCUGCUGGGCGGGGAAGAGCUGUGUGCCCCUCUGGGAGGCCCAGGUUUCUACCUCAACACACCACAUCGGUCUCUGCUCUCAGCUGGGUGUGGCUUGAAAUAACUCUGUGCUGUAUAUGUCUCUUCUGUGGUCAGAUCCUUGUAAGUGCCUAUUAAUGGCAGAGAAUAGGAAUGGGAAGCGUCUUCAGUUAUCCGAGCGACGCUUCUAGCCCAAAGAAAGAGAGUCGGGGGAGGAGCCGAUGGAAGCGGGCAAGACAAGGGACACGUUAUCAGAUGGGGUGGGGGGGGCAUUGUUGCUUCCAUCCAGACAGGGGGUCUCCAACCUUGGCCGCUUUCAAGACUCCUGCACGGGGAGGGAGGAGUCCGGCUGUCAAAACCUUUAGUAUUGCUUCAGUGCUGUUAUUUCCGUCUUGCCUGCUCGUCGCAUUGGUCUCGUUCCUAAGUAGUAAAGGCUGAACAUGGCCGCCUGCUCUCCUGGUCUCCAGCUUAAGGGAGCCGCUUUUUGGGGGGGGGCUCCCUCUGAACGAAGCCGAGCCGAAGCACAGCAGCCGCUUUCCUAAGCCAAUUCCUUCUUAACACGGGUGAGGAUGCAGCUCCACCCGCUGGAAGGAUCGCUUGGUUGCAAGGGACCGUCUUCACAGGGCUGAGCAUCCUCCAGGCACGGGAUGAUGCGCCAGCCACCCUAGAGGCCGCUGGGGGAGGCUCCCCAGUCUUGGUGCCGAACCUGCGGGAGGCUCUUUGAGUUCUGCCUUGCCGGCUGAGAGGGCAGAGCUGCUUCUGGCUGAGCUGCUGGUGGAAGAGAAGGGGCUGGGGGUGCGGGGGGGUUGCCCCUCUUGGGAAGGGGGCAGAGGCAUUGGGGAAGUCAGCGCAAGGCCUGCCUGGGCCCUGCACGCUUUCUCUUCAUUCGGGUGCUCUGAACAAGUAAAUGUUAUGCAAACUUCAUGACCACGUGACAGUUAAAGGGAAAAAAAAAACAACUGCAAAAUAAGUUUUAUAGACAAAAGUAUGUUUGUAAAUCACUCGAUAUAAAGCCUGCUUUCUUGAACCUG
Messenger RNA from Pseudonaja textilis, 3321 nucleotides. RefSeq names its product guanylyl cyclase domain containing 1 (gene GUCD1). NCBI's taxonomy places the organism in Eukaryota, Metazoa, Chordata, Lepidosauria, Squamata, Elapidae. The record is from RefSeq and is a predicted model, not a curated record.